Pyrus x bretschneideri (Chinese white pear) is the source of this 1058-nucleotide messenger RNA. RefSeq names its product thylakoid lumenal protein TL20.3, chloroplastic. Lineage: Eukaryota; Viridiplantae; Streptophyta; Magnoliopsida; Rosales; Rosaceae. The transcript has 7 exons. The coding region runs from base 58 to 906 and encodes 282 amino acids. The record is from RefSeq and is a predicted model, not a curated record.
GUUCGAAUUAAACCCUUCUAAUCCAAUUCCUUUACAUCCUUGGAUAAACAAUUUGUCAUGGCACUCACUUUUGUCUCCCCGCUAUCCAUUAAAUCCUUAACAAGUUGUUCUUCCAGUUCCAAGGCUCCUCCAGUUCGUCUAUCAUCCCUCUCCAACAAGCACUUUUCUGUAGUCUGUCAGAUAGACCCUGCAAAGAGACACCAUUUUCAUGGUUGUUCCAACAAGCAAAACAAGACCAAUAAUGCAGAGUCAAAAAACUGGAAAAAUAUUGUUUCAGCAGCAUUGGCCGCUGCAGUUAUUAGCUUUAGCUCUGGCAAUAUGCCUGCCAUUGCUGAUCUCAAUAAAUUUGAAGCUGAGACACCUGGUGAAUUUGGAAUUGGAUCAGCAGCCCAAUUUGGAUCUGCAGACCUCAGGAAAGCUGUGCAUGUGAACGAAAAUUUCAGAAGAGCCAAUUUCACAUCUGCGGAUAUGAGGGAAUCUGAUUUCAGUGGUUCAACUUUCAAUGGUGCAUACAUGGAGAAAGCUGUUGCAUAUAAGGCAAAUUUCGCAGGUGCGGAUUUGAGCGACACAUUGAUGGAUCGUAUGGUCCUUAAUGAAGCUAAUCUCAAAGACGCCGUGCUAGUUAGAUCGGUUCUCACCCGCAGUGAUCUCGGGGGUGCCCUCAUUGAAGGAGCUGAUUUCAGUGACGCCGUCUUGGACCUCCUCCAGAAGCAGGCUCUUUGCAAGUAUGCAAGUGGGACCAACCCAACGACAGGGGUGAGCACAAGAGCAAGCCUAGGCUGUGGGAACAGUCGCCGAAAUGCUUAUGGCAGUCCCUCUUCCCCUCUGCUAAGUGCUCCGCCUCAGAAGCUGCUUAACCGGGAUGGAUUCUGUGAUCAAGGCACUGGUCUUUGUGAUGUAAAAUGAUAGCAAGGCAUGUUAAUCAGUCCUAUAAACGCCAUUGAUCAUAUACCAUAUCCUGUAUUGAUAUCCAUGUGAGGAAAAUGAAAAUGCAGAACCAAAACAACUGUACAUCCAAACAUCACAAUUUCUGUAUGCUACGUGCGAACUGAAUUGUA